Molecule: messenger RNA, 948 nt
Organism: Propithecus coquereli (Coquerel's sifaka)
Lineage: Eukaryota; Metazoa; Chordata; Mammalia; Primates; Indriidae
Gene: AVPI1
Product: arginine vasopressin-induced 1
Exons: 3
Coding region: 93-539 (148 amino acids)
Source: RefSeq, a predicted model, not a curated record
UGGCUGUUCCGGAGCUAGGGAGCGCGUUCUCCAGGGAACGGUGGCUGCGACCGAGGUGGCCCGGGCCAGCUCGGGCAAGCAGAGCACCCACGAUGGGCACCCCAGCCUCUGUGGUGAGUGAGCCGCCACCCUGGCAGGCCCCGACUGAGGCCCGGGGCCGCAAGCAGGCCUCAGCCAACAUCUUCCAGGAUGCUGAGCUGCUGCAGAUCCAAGGCUUGUUUCAGCGCAGUGGGGACCAGCUGGCUGCGGAACGGGCACAGAUCAUCUGGGAGUGCGCGGGGGACCACCGUGUGGCCGAGGCCCUGAAGAGGCUGCGCAGGAAGAGGCCCCCAAGGCAUAAACCCCUGGGCCACUCACUACACCACUGCAGCCGGCUCAGAGUCCGGGAGCCCCACUCUCCACUGGCCGACCCACAGAGUAGUGCCACGGAGACAGCCUCCAGUGAGCAGUAUCUGAACUCUAGGAGGACAAGUGCCAGGAUCCGCCGGAACUGGAGGAAGCCAGGCCCCACAAACUACCUCCACCAGAUUAGACACUGAACGAGGGAAAGGCUGGGAAUGGCAGUGUCUUCCCCAGAAAUCAAAGGGACUUUUGCCAAAGUGCCUGGGGAGGUGAAGAAGGAAGAGAAUUGAGGCAGGCAGCCCUACAUGGGUAUAUGAAAAGAAGAGACCACUGCCACUGGCCUGCUCAGUUCAGAACAGGACUGGAGGCUUCCACUGGGCUGUUACGUGGGACCCAUUCGUCCCCAGAACAAGUAACGGCAACUGUUCCUGCCUCAGCCCUUCCCAAUGUAACACUAUACCUGGGCUGCAUGAUGUUCCCCUGGGAGUCAAGCGACAGCACUCAGACACAGCAUCUCCGCACUGCUGCUACUACUGUAACCCAUGGUCCCGCAGCCUGUCCCAUGCCCCCGCACUGUCAGGCCAGCACAGGGAAACCAUGGUUUAA